GUGUUAUAUUUGUUAAAGAGUAAAGAGCGAGACUAUGUUCGACGUGUGUUCGACGCUGAACGAUAGGGAAUAAGUAGAGUUACGAAGUAGUUGUCAAAAGUUUAAUUACCGUUUGCGGACUUCGAUGUGCUGUAAAUUAUACAAAUCGGUGACAGAAUGGCGAAGUAAAGUUGCAAAUGGAAAAUGGCGAAAGUCGUGAAAGUAUCCGAAUCGCUACCUACCGUUCUGAUUUGUGAAUAUUGUACUAACCUUACGUUCAAGCAAAUAGAAGAUUUCAUAAGACAUUUAAGAGAUCAGCAUUGUUCUAGGGAAGGAGGUUCGUUUGUGUGCCUUUAUGGUUAUAAUGGAGUAUGCACUAGUCUUCCUGUGGAAGGUGUUUCUGACAAAGAUUAUAUAGCACAUGCUACUAAGCACGCAACGAUGCAACAACAACGUAAAAGCAACGGUCAAUUGUCAGAGCCUUCUUCCUCGUGGACUGUGUAUUCCGCAGCACAGAAUUUACCAGCUGUUUUAAAUGAUCCUUUCAAAGGAAAACAAAGUAACUUUUUAACUCGUACUUGGGGAGACGGAUUCGUAGAGAAAGUCGAUAUACCUAAAAGUCCCUACCUUCCUGAAAUCACGAUGCAACAUUUUGAAUCGUAUUUAAAGAAAAUUACAAGGAGAUACCGAAAACAUUCUCGUAUGAAUUCAAAUGCCAAUAAAUCGACUACGCCUAACGAGUUGUUACAAAAUUUCCCAAGUUUAAGAAAAGUUAAAUCUUUAGAUCAAAUGCAAUUUGAUUUAUCUAAUAUCCCAAAAAUCUUCUUGAUACCUAAUUUGGAUCUUUCUCAGAAAGAUAAUUUUUAUGCUGUAUUUCCAUUUGCCAAAAAUGGAUUAUUAAAUGAGGAUUCUAAUAUAGUUCUGAAUGUAAAACAAAUGCAAGAGAAGCUAAGUCAUUAUUUAGAUGUUGUUGAAGUUAGAAUAGCAGAGCAAGUUGCUUCCAAAUCUCAAGCAUUUUUCCAUGCUAUGACUUCUCACGACGCCCUAAUGGAGCAACUUACACAAACUAUCACAGUUUUGAAAGCCCUUAGAAAAAAUAUACACCAAGUUGAUAAGCAUCUAGUCAAUGAUUCUUUGGAAAUUUUAAGGUUGGAACGAGCGAGAUCUAAUCGAUUAUUGGUUCAAGAAAAGUUGAAACUUAUGGCUACGGUACACCAAAGUCAACCAAUGAUACAACUGUUGUUAUCUACACCCGAUUAUGUUGCAGCCUUAGAUCUCAUUGCUACAACACAAGAAAUACUUUUACAGGAAUUGAAUGGAGUACAUAGUUUUAGACAUUUAAGCUCUCAAUUGACAGAAAUGGAAAAACUUGUUGAUAAAAUGUUAUCUACAGAAUUUCAAAGAUAUGCAACUGCAGAUUUAAACAGACCAUUAGGCGAGGAAAAUACAGUUUUGGAUGGUGAUAAACUUGUUUCCAUCAUUUCUGGUCUCCUGCGGCAAAAACAUUUUCAAUUUGUGGAUACUUACAAAGAGGAAGCUGUAACAACGGUCCGAGCUGUAACAAAACAGAGGGUCAUAGAAGCUUUAGCAGCGAGUGAUUGUUGCAGUGAUCAACAAGCUGCGGCUUUAGAAGUUGGUGGACUUUCCCUCGCGGAAAGAUUGACAUUACUUCACAAUGCUAUACAAUCUUUAACAUUCCUCUUGUUACGAGUUAAGGCUGUUCACGAUGUAAUGCGAGAUACAGUAGACUUAGCGGCAGGCCGAGUACGUGACGGAUCAUUCGAUGAUACGAUUCCCGAUUGCUUAUUAACUCAAGCAGAACAUUCGCGAGUAACGAUAAAACUCAAUGAUAUGAUAACUUCGAUUUGUGAUUAUUGUCAUGAGCGAAUGGGAAAUCUGCUUUCUGCAGGUACAAAUGAUAAAGAUAGAUUACAAAGCGAAAAAGAGAAACUAAACAAUGAAAAUUCAAAUAAUAAACAAGAAGAAAAAGAAUAUCAAAAUUGGAAUGAUAAAUCAUCAUGGUUGAGCAAAAGGGCAACAACAGCUCAAGUAUGUCAACUAGCCAAUUUAGUUGAAGAGUUUACAGAAACUUGCGAAAAACUCUGUGGUAAACAAUGCACAGGUUUACGAUCUGCGUUUAAGGCACAAGCAGGUAAAUUCAUUCAAAGAUUUCAUACUGAGCUUAAGACAAAGCUUACCCUUUUAUUAGAAUCUGAGCGGUGGAAACAAGCUGAUGUACCACCAGAAUUUCAGUCAUUAGUAACAUAUGUAUAUGAAAACAAAGCUUUUCCACCGAAUCUAUUUAAAGUUGAUGAUAAAGUCAAGAAGGAUAAUGUCCAAAACUUCAUUAUGAUAGAAGAUGAAAAAUAUGCCAUUGUUGGUACAGCUUUAAUGCUUAUACAAAUGAUACACGAAUAUUGCAGAACUGGCAGUGAACUGAUAGCUUUAUCAGGAACAAUUGGAAGACAUUUAGCUGAAUUACUGCGGCAUUACAAUUCACGUUGUUGUCAACUUGUCCUUGGAGCUGGAGCAAUGCAAGUUGCUGGUUUAAAGACUAUUACUAGUACAAUACUUGUAUUAGCAGCACGCAGUUUGAAACUUAUUUUGUGGUUUAUGCCUUAUGUUAAAUCACACUUUCAAACGUUUGCAGAACAAAAACCUGGUCGUGGACUUGGUGCAUCUAGUAUAAGCGGUGGCGUUGCAUUACUGGAUAGCGUUGAAAAAGAUAUCCGUGCACAUGUGAAAGAAAUUGAAAGCAAAAUUCUUACUAUUGUCGACAAUCUACUAGGUGGUCAAAUAUCAAAAUGGACUGCAAGACCACCAGUACCAUCAAAAUCAUUUAGAAAUAUUUCUAGUUAUUUAAUGAAAUUACACGAAGCAGUUUCUGGAAUUCUUCCAGCAGUUGAAGUACAAACUCUAUAUCGUACAGUAAAUAUAUCCUUCAAAGAAAAACUUAGAGAACAAUUAGUCAAAAUGAAUAUAGUGAAUAACGGUGGUCCACAGCAUGGUGUAGUCACAUCUGAACUUACAUUUUAUCUAGAGGCAUUACGGAAAUUAAAAGUGUUACCAACUAAUGAAUUAGAUGACAAUUGGAUGAGUGAUAUAUGGACCAGAUAACAUGCAGAGCGCGUGAUAUAUUGCAUAAUAGAAGCAAUGAAAUAUUGUAGAAAAAGGGUAAAACUACGAUCGUACAUCGAUUUCUCGAAAAAGAUGAGGCACCGAAACCAACUAUCGCGAUGGAUUAUUCUUUUGGACGUAAAGCUGGGAAGAGUUUA
Molecule: messenger RNA, 3254 nt
Organism: Bombus impatiens (common eastern bumble bee)
Lineage: Eukaryota; Metazoa; Arthropoda; Insecta; Hymenoptera; Apidae
Gene: scat
Product: vacuolar protein sorting-associated protein 54
Exons: 14
Coding region: 184-3096 (970 amino acids)
Biological process (GO): Golgi to vacuole transport; retrograde transport, endosome to Golgi
Cellular component (GO): GARP complex
Molecular function (GO): syntaxin binding
Source: RefSeq, a predicted model, not a curated record